This is a messenger RNA of Lolium rigidum, 978 nucleotides long. RefSeq names its product probable tyrosine-protein phosphatase DSP4. Gene Ontology annotation, cellular component: cytoplasm. The record is from RefSeq and is a predicted model, not a curated record. The transcript has 5 exons. Gene Ontology annotation, molecular function: phosphatase activity. Lineage: Eukaryota; Viridiplantae; Streptophyta; Magnoliopsida; Poales; Poaceae. The coding region runs from base 61 to 744 and encodes 227 amino acids. Gene Ontology annotation, biological process: protein dephosphorylation.
AAACCAACGAGCCGAUCCUCUUCAUCCUCCCACACCCCGGCGCCGUCCCUCCGUCGAGGUAUGACACAGGAGGGCGCCGCCGCCACCAGCCUAGUGCUAACCCAGGACGCCCGGAGCCGCAAAGACCACCACCACCACCGCCCGCCGCCGCCCGAGGAGGACGACGACACGGGCGCCAUGCCCCCGCCGUCCUGCACGACGAUCCUGCUGCGCCGGGAGGGCGAGGCGGCGGCGGCGACGGAAGGCGAGGAGCCGCCGCAGCUGGUCCCGCCGCUCAACUUCGCCAUGGUCGACCACGGCGUCUACCGCUCCGGGUUCCCCGACGCCUCCAACCUGCCGUUCCUCGAGUCCCUCCGCCUCCGCUCCGUCCUGUACCUCUGCCCGGAGCCGUACCCGGAGGCCAACCAGGAGUUCCUCCGUGCCCGCGGGAUCUGGCUGUUCCAGUUCGGAAUCGACGGAUCCAAGGAGCCUUUUGUGAACAUUCCUGAAGACAGAAUCCGUGAGGCUUUAAAGGUUGUUCUAGACACAAGAAACCACCCGGUGCUUAUUCACUGCAAGCGGGGAAAGCAUCGAACUGGCUGCGUGGUUGGAUGCUUGAGGAAAUUGCAGCGCUGGUGUCUAACUUCGGUAUUCGACGAAUACCAGCGUUUUGCCGGAGCGAAGGCAAGGGUGUCUGAUCUAAGGUUUAUGGAGCUCUUUGACAUCUCAAGCUUAAAGCAUUUACCAGCAUCUUUCUCGUGUUGAGAAAGAUCGAAGCACAGAGUAAGCGGCCUGUGGAGUGUGGACAUGUCAAGAACUCAAGAUUGACAUUUCUUUCUAGAACUUUCUGAGUCCUGUGUAUCUUGUAGCAUGGCUAGCACGCUAAGAAAUGGAGUAACUGUUAGUACUAUUGUACUACUUUUGUGUCUGCUACAACUGUCAUAUUACCAAGUUGACUGAGGAGCUUUAACAUUAUCAGACACUUUUUUGGAACUUAGG